AUAAGCAUUUCAAAACUGAAGUAUUCAUCCAAUUAAAUGCUUGGAUGUUGGAUAAUAUCUGGCGAACAUUGUCCGCUGGACAUCUGUGUCUAUCAUAUUUUGUGCGAACAAUGUCCAGUGACAAUCCAUAUUUUGGACAUGUGAUGGACAUGGACAUUGAACAAUGUCCAAAUAUGUCUGUGUCUAAGUAA
Messenger RNA from Scutellospora calospora, 191 nucleotides. Lineage: Eukaryota; Fungi; Glomeromycota; Glomeromycetes; Diversisporales; Gigasporaceae. The record is from the annotation of a GenBank genome assembly.